Molecule: messenger RNA, 2190 nt
Organism: Brienomyrus brachyistius
Lineage: Eukaryota; Metazoa; Chordata; Actinopteri; Osteoglossiformes; Mormyridae
Gene: lrrc73
Product: leucine rich repeat containing 73
Exons: 6
Coding region: 932-1918 (328 amino acids)
Molecular function (GO): protein binding
Source: RefSeq, a predicted model, not a curated record
UGUAAAUAAUCACUUAAAGAAUGUACGUAAGGCCAGGCGUGACUAAUCGCACCCGAUAGCUGCCUCUUGUCCUGCCAGCCACCGUUCCCCGUUCUUCCUUAGAAGCUCACUUAGAGCCCGGCACCGUGUCUCCUAGCGGUUUGCGGCACCUCCAGACAAAUGGGUAGGAUGCAUUUCACUACUGACGUGAAAUGAAAUAGUGCUCUCCCUGCAGAACGGCGAAAGCCCUUUUUAUUCGUGAGACGGAAAGCUCAAUUUACCACGAGAGGUGACAUAUAUCGUUAUCUCGCGUUUUGGGAGGGUUGACAUUGAGAUGGGGUGUCCAUAGUAACCGACACCUGCAGCGGAUGCAAACAAACCGCGAGCGUCCUCGCUUUGAAGGCCGGCGCGUGGAGCAUGACUCGCAUGUGAACCGGGCUGGACAGACGGAGGGAGACGCGCGCAUCGUCCCCUUAUACCCGCAGCGGCGCUAGCAAGCCCCCCGCAUAGCAUAAACUGCAUCACACGUUUAUUAAUAAUUCAGCGAGGCGGACAAGUCAGUGCGCGGCUCAACCCGACCUAGCGGCGUCUUCCCGAUUAUUUUAUACAGGAGCCACAAAGAUACCCGCGAAUGGAUCGAUCUGCGUCUUAAAACGAUGAAUGCAGCCGGUUUACUCACGCUAAGCGUUUCAGCAUCCAACAGAUCGAUAGUCCGUCGGAAACAAGAAGGGAGGCGGGAAACACACAUUCGCCCGCUAUAACACUGUAUAAUAAAACUCGUGUGACCUGCUAUUUUAGCUGGGCGGAUAAUCGCAGGUUUCCCCAUCUCGUGUUGGCUCGGCGGUACCUUUUGACCACUUUUUGAUACAUACGAUCGGUUUCCAUACCUCUCCCAUUUCUCUCUUAAGCCCGUCUCCAUUUUUUAAUGAAGGGUUAGCCACCUUCACACGAAAUGCUACCCGGCUCCAUUCAGAUAACCGGAGAGGCGCUCUCGGGGGCUGAAAUUAAGGAUAUCUGCGACAGCCUGAAAGAGAACAGCGUAAGGCUGCUGUCGGUGCGGGGCUGCCAGCUUUCGGACCGCGACUUCGGACGGGUCUGCCGCGGGGUCGCAGACUCUCACUCCUUGGCACAGCUCAACCUCAACCUCGGCGUGGUGUCUAGCAUCGGUCGGGUGAAGCAGCUGGCCGAUGCCCUCAAGACCAACCGAUCCGUUCAGACUUUGUUCCUGCACGGCAGCCCGCUGCUGGACGCCGGGCUGGUCGCCCUAAACUCGGCUCUGUCGACGCACCCGUCGCUGGUGUCUUUGGACCUGGGGGACUGCAUGCUGGGCGACGAAGCCGUGCAGCUCAUCUGCGGCAUGCUCCCUCCCGACGGGGCGAAAUCAGGUAGGUGGAGAUACUCAGAUAGCCUUCCUAGGAAAAGCAUGAUGGCCUCUGACCUCUCCCCAGGUCUGAGGGAGCUGACUCUCAGCGCAAACCCAGCUAUCACAGGCAAAGGCUGGGCGAGGCUGGCCAUCGCCGUGGCCCACAGCUCGCAGCUCCGGGUCCUGAACCUGGACUACAAUCCCCUGGGAGACCAGAUCGCGGGGAUGCUGGCGGUGGCUGUGGCAUCCAGCAGGACCCUGGAGGUGCUGGACUUGGAGGGAACCAGUCUAACGAACCAGUCUGCGCAGAUCUUCCUGGACAUGGUGGAGAACUACCCCACCUGUCUGCGGGUGCUAGUGCUGGCUGAGAACGCCAUCAGCCCCGAGCUGCAGCAGCAGAUCUCAGAUCUGCUGUCGGAGGGCGAGGAGGACGACGACAAGGAAGGGGAGGCACGGGGAGUAGGUGGAAUUUCCAGGGAGAAGACCACCUGGCUCCCACACAGCAACUCCAGCUCCCAGAUGGUCCUGGUUACCUCCGGCCUGGGCGACAGCCUGCUAGCAGAGACGGAGAUGUAGCAUCACAAGGUCACCUGCCUGCGAGCAACCAAUCACUUUGCAUGACCUUUAGCACUUGUACAUAGAAGUUGUCUAACUGGCACAAACCUUGAACACCAAGUGACUUACUCUACUUCGUAAUCUAUUUAUUUUCAAGAUGUACAGUAUUUAUAACUAGAAAUUUAAAAUUUACAUAUCUGCUGAAAUGUAUGCUCAGAUAGCUCACCUAAUUAAGGCUGUUAUGGUCCCAUGUCAGAAUAAAGCACUUAUUUAGUUCUCAAUUAAUGUGUAAG